This is a messenger RNA of Agrilus planipennis (emerald ash borer), 1476 nucleotides long. Its product is annotated as GMP synthase [glutamine-hydrolyzing]-like. Lineage: Eukaryota; Metazoa; Arthropoda; Insecta; Coleoptera; Buprestidae. Gene Ontology annotation, molecular function: GMP synthase activity; GMP synthase (glutamine-hydrolyzing) activity; ATP binding. Gene Ontology annotation, biological process: GMP biosynthetic process. The coding region runs from base 368 to 1225 and encodes 285 amino acids. Gene Ontology annotation, cellular component: cytosol. The record is from RefSeq and is a predicted model, not a curated record. The transcript has 4 exons.
UUUUGUAAGUUUUGCGAUAUUUUAAUGUGGCGAAGAUUGUUAGAUCAUAAUGCAAGAAAUUGUAACGCUUUUUUGGAUUUUUUUAACAAAAUGUAUAUCUACUUAAAAAUGAAAAACGUUUUACUGGCUUUAUUAACUAUAUUUAUUCGGAAUGCAAAAUGGUAUUAAUCUAGUGCAAUACACCCUGUGUAGGUACGCAGACACGUACUAUUAAGUACCUAGUGUAGAGAAGUUGCCUUUUAAUUAAAUUAUCUAAGUUAAUGUUAACGUAUACAUGUAUGUAGAUAUUUGCUGGUCAACGGUAUGCAUUAGUGGCCAUUAAUUCUAUUAAGUGUUUUGCAUUCUUCUACGACUCUCUGUUUUGCACAUGUGCUUAAACAUGAUGGUAUUUUUAUGUUGCUGGAAUAGCACUAUGCCCAACCUAAGUCCUGAAAACCAGUACAUGAACACGAAUGGUGCUACGAAUUCGGAAAAGGUCGCAAUCUUAGACGCUGGUGCACAAUAUGGCAAGGUGAUUGAUCGAAAUGUUCGAGAAUUGUCCGUUGAAAGCGACAUCCUACCCCUGGACACGCCAGCAUUCAACAUCAAAGAAGCCGGAUACAGAGCGAUCAUAAUAUCCGGAGGUCCAAACUCGGUCUAUGCUGAGGACGCACCGCGAUACGAUGCUGACAUAUUUAGGAUAGGUUUGCCAGUCUUAGGUAUUUGUUAUGGAAUGCAAAUGAUGAACAAAGAAUUUGGAGGCACUGUAGUACGAAAGGAUAACAGAGAAGAUGGUCAAGUUAAUAUAGAAGUAGAUAAUAAAUGCCUAUUGUUUAAAGGAAUGAACAAGACACAAACAGUCCUCUUGACUCACGGCGACACGAUAGAUAAAAUAGCGGACAAUUUCAAGUCGAUCGCGCAAAACGGAUCAUUCUGUGUUGGAAUUUACAACGAGAAGCUCCGGCUGUAUGGACUGCAGUUCCAUCCGGAAGUCGACCUUACCGCCAAUGGAAAGACAAUGUUAAAGAACUUCCUUUUCGACGUGGUCAGUCUAACUGGAAACUUCACGAUGAACGGUCGCGAACACGAUUGUCUUCGGUAUAUCAAGGAAGCUGUCGGGUCGAGCAAAGUCCUCGUACUGGUCAGUGGCGGUGUCGACAGCGCAGUAUGUGCAGCUCUUUUACACAAAGGUAUACCUGCAUUAACUAAUCAUUGUCACAAAGUCGUCAGUACAAAGACUUAUUAAUGCCCAACUAUCUGCAAAAAGUAACCUAGUCUAGGUUAUGCGCUAGCCCUUUUUGCUUAUUUUUUUUGCUUCUAAUGCUUCUCUAAGUAGCCGUUCAUGUUUCAGAAGGAGUCCUAGCAUCAUCUUACCAUUUUCAUAGUUCCUUCUGUUUUCAAUAAAUCUCGCCUUUUAAUCCUCUCUACUCAGUAUUUUCAUCAUCCUUCUAUAAGACCAUAUCUCAACCUGUUUACCAAUAUUUUUAUUUAUGUAAA